Molecule: messenger RNA, 1773 nt
Organism: Exaiptasia diaphana
Lineage: Eukaryota; Metazoa; Cnidaria; Anthozoa; Actiniaria; Aiptasiidae
Exons: 13
Coding region: 81-1397 (438 amino acids)
Source: RefSeq, a predicted model, not a curated record
UGGUAAUGAUAUAAAAACUUCUUCUUUCAAAAAUAAUUUGAAGCUCAGUUUCUUUACGAUAUGGAACAUCCUUGAAUACUAUGGGAAACACCUCGACACAUAAACAGCAACAGUCUCCAAAUUUUACUCGACUAGCGGAACUUUUUCAGCAACUCGCUGACGGAACCCAUGAAAGGAGCUCUAUAAAACAAGACCUUUUUGAGAAAUACUUCAGUCUUCAAGAUUCCGCCACACUUGGCCAGUUGUUGUAUAAGUACCUCACUAAGAUUGGAAAUGGCUGUGAAAAUGGCCUGGACCAGAAAAACUUUGUUGAACAGAUGGAGCACAUUUUGGAUGCUGGAUCAUCGUCAAGUGGACAACUAGAAAUGUAUUUUAGGAUAUUCAGUAGCAGCCAUGAAACCAUAACUUAUGAAGAGUUGUCUGUGAUGUGCAAAGUGUGUUAUCAGAUGUGGCUAUACUUAGAAGACCUGGAUGGGAGCACCGAGGCUGACCCAACUUCAAUCAGUAUGGAAGUAGUCCACUCACUGGUGGCAGAUAAAGACAGUGCAGUGUGCAUCAAGAACUGUAUUGUUUGGAUGACAGAUCACAUGCCUAGUAUAUUUAAUCCUAUUCACUCUUGGUUUGUCACUCUUACCCUUCAUGGAAAUAACAAACUUCAGAGUUGCCGACCUGUGCACUCCAUCAUUUCCUGGCCYGAUUGUCCCCCAAGCAUACUUCUCAAUAAAAGACUGUUUUGGCUUCUUUCAAUGGUGCUACCUGAAUAUUUUAUAACUUUCAAGUAUGACAACCUUUGGUGUAAUCAAACUGCAGCUGAAAAAUGUACUGAAGACAAGGAAUGGAAUAUCUUGUACAAUAGCAGUCAUGAUGGACAGAGCUUCAACAGAUUUAAGCAUCACUGUUUCUCAUACAAUGGUCCUACUGUCUUGYUUAUAAUGGUUGAAUCAGGAMCUCUUGUYGYUGCUGCUAUUGACUCAAACUGGAAAGAGUCGGGAUCAUACUGGGGAAGCAGUCAUUGUAUGCUACUUCAACUUGAAGAGAAACUUCAAAUCCUAAAAGAGGGAGAGAAAAUGGUAUUUGUGAAUSAAAGAACAAGAGGUCUACCAACUGGUAUUUUACUUGGAGACAAUAACAAACCCAUGAUURCCAUCAACAUUGACCUCACAUCAGCUGUAUUACAUUAUAAACACGAUUCAACUGCUUAUAACAUCUCAAGUCUUGAGGUAUGGGGCUGCGCAGGAUUGGUUGCUAAGGAAAGACAGAAAGCGCAACAGCGCUGGGAAAGAAAACAGGCUGAAAAACUUCAGAAGGUUAAACUACCAGGAAAAUGGGAUGAGAAUCCCGACCGCGCAAUACUGGACAUGGCYGGAGUAACAAAGGACUAUGGUCACCGACAAUAAUAAUGAUCAUGCAAUCUUUGAUCAUGCGCGACGAGAAUAGUGCAAAACGAAAAAGUGAAGAAMUAUCUUGCCAUUAGUGGAAGACAAUUGCAUUUUUUCAAGUAGAUAAUUGUAAUAUCGUUAAGAAAUUUCUUAUCAGGUUUUUAAGAACAAAUUCACACAAUUGGAAAUAUUUAAUAGAACGUUUUUAUUGUCAAUAGUUAUUAAAAAUCUGAGAUGAUGUAUAAAUGUUUACCGAAGACAAAAUAAGACGUAUAAUUCCACAAGAUGUAUAUAGAAAAAUUAUAACUUUUAUGUAUUAAUAGUAUCUACACUAGACAAAGCAUGUUGUAUGGAAUACAAAUACUCACACAAAUAAAUAUCAUGAAAUAAUGAG